AUGACUCUCACGGUCAGUGUCAUCCCUGCAUCUUCCAAAGUCGGCCAAGCGGCGAUCCAUUAUCUUCUCAAAGAUGACAUCACCGUCCGUGGAUUCUACCGCAACACCAGCAAGGCACCUCAAGAAUUUACCCAGUCGCCUCUGUUCGCUGCAGUCCAGGGCGACUUGCAAGAUGCUGCCUCGUUGACAUUUGAUGGCUCGGAUGUUGUGUUCUACGUCCCGCCUCCCGCCUACGAUGGCACCGACCCCGGUGAGUUUGCAAGUAAUGCAGCGAACAGCAUCAAGGGUGCCCUGCAGAAGGCCAACGUCAGGAGGCUCGUACUCUUGUCAGCGCCAGGAGCGCAGCACUCGUCAGGCAUUGUGAGUUCAAAACUACAUACGGCCAGCUGUCCCGACGACAUUAUUGACCAGUCCCAGGGAAUCCUCAGGAUCAACCACAUUUCGGAUGAGAUACUCAAACAGAGUGUCCCCGAAGUCUUCGUCAUGCGACCAUUCUACUUUUACGAGGACUGGGCAAUGCAGAUUCCCACCUUGAAGGAGGAUCCGCCGUUUAUCACUUCAGUAUUUUCGCCUCUGGACUACAAAGUCCCCAUGGUCAGCAUCAAGGAUAUCGGUCUGUACGCUGCGCGGUCUGUGACGGGUCCGCCACCAGCCACCAGCCCGCAAAUCUUCAAGCUCUACGGCCCCAAGGCGUACUCAGCACUCGAUGUGCGGGACGCAGUUGCUCGCGCUAUCAAUCGUGAUUUGGAGAUCAAGGAGGUCACGCCCGACAAUUUGCGCGAACAUACGGCUGCGAUGGUGCCAGAGUCGAUGGUGGACGAUCUCGUCGGCCUCACGACGGCGACUUUGCCAGGUGGGAAACUGCAGGACGAGUUUGAGCCCAGACAGGGGGUCGAUGAGAUUGGCGAAGUCACCCUCGAGGACAUAUUUGUGGAGAUCUUUGGGGAGUUGAAGGAGUAA
Molecule: messenger RNA, 960 nt
Organism: Emericellopsis cladophorae
Lineage: Eukaryota; Fungi; Ascomycota; Sordariomycetes; Hypocreales; Bionectriaceae
Exons: 1
Coding region: 1-960 (319 amino acids)
Source: RefSeq, a predicted model, not a curated record